AGCACAAUUUGUCUUGCACUGUACGCGGUUUGACAGCACGUUGACAGAAACAGCCUUAUGAAUCCAUUGUGUACGAGCGUAUCAACAAAAGAAAACAACAAAUCAGUUCGAAAUGUUCAAGAUAGAACCAGGAAAAUCGUCCGAAAUCGAAGCAAUUUAUGAAAAGUGUCGCCUGUGCCUGAAAUGUUUCGAUUCCGCCAGCACAACAGCAAUCACAGAUGAAGAAUUUGGCGCAAAGCUGGAAAAUGUAUUCAAGUUUCCGAUACUACCGGGAGAUAUGCUGCCGGAGCAGGCUUGUCACGAAUGUCUCACAAUUGUGUCGGAUUUUCACACCUACAGCCAGCGAGUACAGUUGAAUCAGGAACAGUUGAGGCUACAUGUUAAGGAGCAAAAAUUUCAUCCAUUUGAGGAGGUGAAAAUUGAAGCCCCUGAAGAGGAAGAUUUCUACGAUGCAGAAAUUGAGGAAGCGCAGGAAGAGCAAGUCGAAUGCGAACAGGACCUAAUCGUUACACCUAAACCUCCUAAGCGAAAGCGACUCGACGCCGUUGAGGAAGUUAGUGAUGUAUUCGAGGAAGACAUCGACGAAGAGGACGAUGAUGAGGAUUUCGUACCCAAAGUGGAUCCCAAGGAUGGUACCUUGAAAAUUCCAGAGCGACGACACCGUCGGAUGGUGAAAAGUAAACAAUCGCUAAAGAAAAAAGAACGGGUAUUCAAAACGGAAAAACAAUCAGACAAGCUGGAACCGGAAGAGCUUGCGAAACAGAUUGAGAAUGAUAAGCGGAUACAGGAGUUUUUCAAAUUUCAGUGCGAAAUUUGUUCGCUGCCCAUGGAGAACUUUUCCUAUCUACAGGUGCACUAUAGGCGUGAGCAUGGCACCAAGGGCUACAUACGCUGUUGUGAAAAGUUGUUCUAUCGACGUUUUCAACUUCUGGAUCAUAUCGCCGCACACCAGGGUACGAUCAAGUGCGAGGUGUGUCAGAAGAGCUACAAAAGCAGCCGCUACCUUGCACUACACAUGAUGAAAAGCCACAGUCGUGAGGAGGAUCGGCCGUUCAAGUGCGGCAAGUGUCACCAGUCGUUCCAUAAAGAGCACCUACUGAAGGCACACCAGGCAAACCACCUGUCGGAAAAGUGUCCGAUCUGUGACAAAGUCGUAUCGUCAAAAUAUGCGUUGAAGACGCACGUUACACAUAUGCACGGUAGCGAUAGCAACCAAAUAUGUGACGUGUGUGGUAAAGAAUUCCGCACAAAGCAGGCGAUGGAGCGACACAUCAACGAGCACAUGGGCGUGGAUGUGGUUCAGAAGGUGCAGUGCCACGUGUGUCAACGAUGGUUCCAGGGGAAGUACAAUCUGCGCAAGCACAUCCGAUUUAUGCACCUCGAGGGUGGCCAAGUAUUCCGCUGCGAUCUGUGUCCGCACGAAAGCCCCAACAGCCGCGCUUUGCUGGAUCACAAGAAGCGAGUGCACGUGGUGGAACGUUUCGAAUGUGAGCUCUGCGGCAAACGGUUCAAGCGCAAACUGUAUCUGCGAGAACAUAUUGCUUCGCACACUGGGCAGCCAUUGUACGAGUGCGGUAUUUGUGAUGCCAAGUUUAACUCAAACGCUAAUUGUUACAACCAUCGAAAGAUCAAACAUCCCGAGGAAUAUCAGGCACGGAGGCAGGCAUUUUUAGAGGCCCAGCGUAAGGCACCCGAUAGUGAGCUGAAGAAAGAGGAUUUUGACAUACCUGGCACAGAACGGAUAUUGCCAUUUGACAACUGCAUCUAUAAAUUGGUGGUUUUGUUUGGGUGCAAUUGCAACGAACCCAGUGGGGUUAAUAAUUUUCUUUUGAAAAUGAAUGAAAAGUGUCGCUUGUGUUUAGAAGAGGUGGAAUGUGCAGUAGCCACAGCGAUAACGGACGAAUCUUUUCGACGGAAACUGAAACAUGUGUUUUUAUUUGCGAUUCCUUCAGAAGACGACCUUUCGGAACAGGUAUGCCCACAGUGCGAAACGACCGUUUCGGAGUUUUACAUGUACAGCCUGCAGGUACAAGCCAAUCAGCAACAGCUAAGAUCGCUAUCGAGCAUAGAGGAAGCGCCCGUAGCCGACCGGAGUAUAAAAGUAGAACCAGAGUUCAAGAUUGAAAUUCUCCAAGGGGAAGCUGCGGAAGAACCGCUCUUAGGUAUAGAGUGUGUCGAUGUGAAGGAAGAAUUUAGUGGAAGCGUUUCUCCCGAAUCGGAACCGGAUUCGGAAUGUACUUCCGAUGAAGAUGCCAUAACACCCACCAGAAGGGGCCGUCGUCGUAGAAGGAAUGAAGGUGACAGGAAUACCAAUCACAGGGAAACUAGGCGCCGAUCGGACGGAAACCAUCAGGCUCGGUUGCAAGAGAAGGAUGAAAAGAUAAAGGAGUUUUAUACGCUCGAGUGCGAAAUAUGUUCCAUACUGUUGGAUAAUUUUGUGCAGCUUCAGGAUCAUUACCAGCUGGUGCACGAAACCCGCGGGUAUAUACGAUGCUGUAACAAGCAGUUUUAUCAUCGCUACACGCUGCUAGAUCACAUUGCCGUACACCGAGGAACGAUAAGGUGUGAAUUGUGCAAUCGAAGCUACAAAACGAAGCGUUAUUUGGGUUUGCACAUGGCCAAAAGCCAUGGCACCGAGGAAGAACGGCCUUUCAAGUGCAAUAAGUGUGGUUUGUCUUACCCGAAGCAGUAUUUACUACGAUCGCAUCAGCUGAUGCAUGUGCAGGCGGAAUGUAGCAUUUGCAAGAAGGUCCUGUCUAGUAAUUACGCGCUCAAAGUACACAUCACCCAGAUGCACAACGACGACAGUAACCAUAUCUGUGCGACUUGCGGUAAAAUGUUCCGCACGAAGGCAGCCAUGGAUCGACACAUCAAGGAACAUUUGGGACUGGAGCCGAUCGAACGGAUGCAGUGUUCGUACUGCCAGAAGUGGUUCAAUGGGAAGUACAAUCUGAACAAGCACGUUCGCUUUCUGCACAAUGAGCAGGGCCAGGUAUUUCGGUGCGAUAUAUGUCCACACGAGAGUCCGAAUAGUCGGGCGCUAGCGUACCACAAGCAACGGGUACACGUGCAGGAGAAACACGAGUGUGAACACUGCGGGAAGCGCUUCAAGCGAAAGCUUUAUCUGCGCGAGCAUAUUGCAUCGCACACGAACGUUCCACUGUACACGUGCGAGUACUGUGGCAUGAAGUUUAACUCCCAUGCAAAUCAUUUUACGCACCGAAAGAAUAAACAUCCGGAAGAGUGGGAAGCGCACAAGCGUAUGAGGUUGUUGAAGAAGAUGAGUAAAAAUUGAUCGGCAUCAUGUGUUCGCUUGUGGUCUGGCAGGUCAGAUAGGUCGGAUUAAGGUAUAGUUCUUAAGCAAAUAUAUUUUGGUUGAACCAUUAGAUUGUAAAGGCAACUACCUGUACAGGUAGGCACUUCUCUCGGUCUAAGGUAUAUGGAAGUGAUAUGCGAAUGUUCCGCUUUUUAGCCAUAAACUUAAUAAAAGGUUUUUUCACCGUACCGAUAAA
Messenger RNA from Anopheles funestus (African malaria mosquito), 3512 nucleotides. RefSeq names its product transcription factor grauzone-like. Gene Ontology annotation, cellular component: nucleus. Gene Ontology annotation, molecular function: zinc ion binding; DNA-binding transcription factor activity. The record is from RefSeq and is a predicted model, not a curated record. Lineage: Eukaryota; Metazoa; Arthropoda; Insecta; Diptera; Culicidae. The coding region runs from base 113 to 3295 and encodes 1060 amino acids. The transcript is spliced from 5 exons.